AUGUCGGGGCCAGUACUACAAGCCAAGUUUGACAACUCGGGUAGAUACUUAGCUUCUAUAUUUGUAUCACUAGAUACUCAUCAAAUUCGAGUCCAGUCAGUUAAUUCCUCACAAACACCUAUAAAUGCAUCUUUCAACCUUGACAAGAGCAGUAAAGUGACCAAUUUCAAUUGGAUUGAGUUAAACUCGACUAAAACUCAACAUAUCGCAGUAUGUUUGAACAAAGGAAGUAUACUCAUAUACUCGCCGCAUACGAAUGAUAUAGUUUGUGAGCUUACCACAUCGUCGAAUGUCUCUUUGUUAGAUUUUCAUUACUCCAAUUUUACUCAAACUGCUUGGUCAAGUGACAUCGAUGGCAAUGUAUGUGAGUGGGACAUGAACUCAUUUAGCUUGUUACAACUGUUUAAAAUUGGAGAUUUUAUAGAGCUGGUUGUUUCUAUUUACCAAAUUUCGAGCUGUAUAUAUUUGGGAGAACCUCAUUUAUUACUAGCUGCUAAUUCGAUAUAUUUAUUUAGUUUAAAAACAAGAAAAGUGGUAAAGACGUUUCCUGGUCAUAUCCAGCCUAUAGGUUGCAUUGCUUGCAUAAAUGAGGAUAUGUUUAUCACAAGUGCCAAAGGGGACCGAUUUAUCAAUUUAUAUUCUUUGGAGAAAACCACUACCAAGGCUAUAUUUGUAGCUCUGACAUCGGUUCAAAGUCUUGCCUUUGGUAAGUUGUAUGAGAAAUCCGCUUUGAUUGCUAUAAAUGAGAAUGGGAAUCUCGAAGUGUUUAACGACUUUUUAGGAGAUGCCAAAUUUACGCCAUCUUCAAAUGCAUUGAAAAAGAAACGGAAACAAAUUGGUGUAAGUUCAAGACCAUCAAAUUCUACUAUAAAAAUAUCCCGUCCCGAAGCAGAAAUCAAAAAUCCACAAGAUUCGAAUAUAAUGAUCAAUACUGUUAAUGUUCAGGAUGACAAUAUUUUGUUCACAUGGUUGGAGAGUUCAAAUAUAUCGUAUUUUGAUGCCAUUAAAUGGGUGGACGAAGUAGGGAAUUAUUUGAUUACUUCAAAUAAAACUGUGAUUAAGAAUAAGAUGGAGGUUAAGGCGCACCAGGGAAUGUCAUAUGGACACGAUACCGCUGCUCCAAGACUAUAUAAUGAAAGCCAUGCAAUUGUCAAUGAUGGAAGUAACGUACGAGAUUUAGAAAAAGUAGUAGUAGAUGAAGAAGACGACGAAGAAGAAGAAGAAGCCAUUGCGGAGAAAUUGGAAAGAUUAGCCAUGAAACAACAAAAGAAUACAUCUCAACGCAAACGAAAAUUGGAAGAUAACAAAAAUGGUAUUUCUUUGUCAGUAAUUUUAUCACAAUCAUUAACUAAUAACGACCAUACUUUAUUGGAAACGGUACUACAGAAUAAUGAUAUAAAAACAAUACAAAACACAAUCCUGAGAUUGAAUCCGUAUCUAGCUGUUGUAUUAUUAGAUCGAUUGAGUGAAAAAAUCCAACGUCAAGCUUCUAGGUUUAAUCAAUUGAAUAGUUGGCUUAAAUGGAUUUUGGUAAUUCAUGGACCAGUGAUUGCUAGCUUACCUGACUUGAAUACAAAAUUGUACUCCUUGCAUUCGGUGUUGGCUAAGAAAACUGAUACAUUGCCUAGAUUAUUGGAGUUGAAAGGGAGAUUGAAUUUGGUGUAUGAUGAGAUGAAUUUGAAAUCAAGUAUAGAGCAGAGGGAGAAAGUUAACGAUGAGGAGGAAGAAGAGGAGGUAAUGGUGGUGGAAGAGAGUGAUGUUGAGUAUGUGGAGGAUUUGGAUGAUGCGCAGUUUAGUGGAGAGGUUGAUAUUGAUGUGAAUGAAAGGGAUGAUUAUUUGGAUAGUGAUGAAGAGGAAGAGGAAGAGGGAGUUGGGGAAGAGGAAGAGGAUGACGACGACGAUGACGACGAUGAAAAUAUCCAAUCUCUCGACGAGCUAGACAAUAAUAGUGAUAUAGAAAUAAAUUAA
This is a messenger RNA of Lodderomyces oxycetoniae, 1968 nucleotides long. RefSeq names its product Utp5p (gene UTP5). The transcript has a single exon. Lineage: Eukaryota; Fungi; Ascomycota; Pichiomycetes; Serinales; Debaryomycetaceae. Gene Ontology annotation, biological process: maturation of SSU-rRNA from tricistronic rRNA transcript (SSU-rRNA, 5.8S rRNA, LSU-rRNA). Gene Ontology annotation, molecular function: protein binding. Bases 1 to 1968 code for a protein of 655 amino acids. Gene Ontology annotation, cellular component: nucleolus. The record is from RefSeq and is a predicted model, not a curated record.